Molecule: messenger RNA, 2296 nt
Organism: Oryza sativa Japonica Group (Japanese rice)
Lineage: Eukaryota; Viridiplantae; Streptophyta; Magnoliopsida; Poales; Poaceae
Product: pentatricopeptide repeat-containing protein At5g15300
Molecular function (GO): protein binding
Source: RefSeq, a predicted model, not a curated record
UGCAUGUGUAUAUUCAUAGGGAUGAGUGUGCGUGUGUGUUUAUAGAUAUGAGUGUGCUCGUAUUGUUAGCCUAUGCCUUUGUGCUAUGUUUCUAAAAAAAAAAGAACAUAUUCUUUUAAUUCAAUCUAUACAAAUUUCAUCUUGAGACGUCACUAAGUCGUCAAACCAAGCCAGCCAUCUCGUUUCUCUUCUCCUUCAACGACAGGACUAACCAACAACGAUACACGCCAUGAUCCGGAAGGGCUCGGCGCGUCUGAGCCCGCGCGCCGUGAGGCAAAUCCACGGCCACCUGGUCGUCGGAGGCAUCGCCGCCGCGCGUCUCCAGCAUCUCCGGGAGCUCCUGCUCUCCUGCGUCGCCACGUUCCGCGGCAGAAUGGGCUACGCCCGCAAGGUGUUCGACGGAAUCCCCCGCCCGGACCUCUUCAUGCACAACGCCAUGGUGCGCGGGUACGCGCACGCCGGCGCGCCCGGAGAUGCGUUCGCGGUGUACCGGCGGAUGACGGAGGCUUCCCGCCUGCGGCCCGACGCGUUCACCUUCUGCUACCUGCUGCGGGCGUGCGCCGGCCUGCCGGGUUCUCGCGCCGGGCGCCAGGUCCAUGGCGCGGUCGUGAAGCUGGGAUUCUUGAAGGACGCCUACGUGAGGAAUGCGCUCAUCAACAUGUUUGCCAAGUGCGGGGAUCUGAGGGUUGCCAGCGUGCUCCUUGACGAGGCCGGCGAGGGGGAUGUUGUGGCGUGGUCGGCUGUGAUAGCGGGGCAUGCGGCGAGAGGUGACAUGGCUGCUGCACGGAAGAUGUUUGAUGAAUGUACGCACAAGGACAUAGUUUGUUGGAACGUGAUGCUGGGCGCAUAUGCAAAGCAUGGAGAGAUGGAGAAUGCGAGGGAGCUGUUCGACCGUGCGCCUGAAAAGGAUGUGGUUUCGUGGAACACCAUAAUCACUGGGUACGCCGCGCAAGGGAUGCUGAAACAUGCGUUGGAGGUGUUCGAUGAGAUGAGGGCAGCAGGGUGGACACCUGAUGAAGCGACUAUUGUUAGCUUGUUGUCAUGCUGCGCGAACACGGGGUUGCUCGACGCAGGGAGGAUGAUACAUCAUCAGUUGCACUUGGAACGGCGGCCAUGGAUAAGCAUUGUUGUUGGAAAUGCAUUGGUAUCAAUGUAUGCAAAGUGUGGCGAUUUACAUACUGCAGUCGAAGGCUUUAACACGAUGAAGGAUACGGAUGUUUGGACAUGGAACUCAGUCAUAGGAGGACUGGCCUUCCAUGGACAAGCAGAACAAUCUGUCCGAUUCUUCAAGAAAAUGCUCGAGAAGAGAAUACACCCAAAUGAGAUUUCUUUCCUAUGUGUACUUGGUGCAUGCAGCCAUGCUGGAUUAGUUGAAGAUGGUCAGAAAUUUUUCUAUCUGAUGAAAGACAGGUAUGGAAUUGAGCCCAAUGCGAGGCAUUACAGUUGCAUAGUAGACAUGCUUGGGCGUGCAGGCUUACUAGAUGAAGCAUAUGCGAUUGUGAGCAACAUGAGGUGUGAACCAAGUGCGGUCGUAUGGAGGACAUUGCUUGGGGCCUGCAGAACCCAUGGCAAUAUGACCCUAGGCAAGCUUGUGAGGGAGAAGCUUCUAAACAUGAAUGAAGAUGCAAGUGCUGACUAUGUUCUGCUCUCGGGAAUUUAUGCCUCAUCUGGUGAAUGGUUGGGGGUGGAGACAGAGCGGAGGUCAAUGGAUAGAAGAGGGAUAAGAAAAGCUGCUGGUUAUGCUCAAAUUGACCGUAAACCUGCUGGUCUUUCUGCACCGUGAUUACUGUAUAUUAUAUGGAGUUGCAUGCAAACAGUACAUCAAAUUCAAAACUACCGAACAAAGUAUCGUCAGCAAUGAACAUGAAUGAGGAUGAGAGUAGCAACUACAUGCUGCUCUGGUAUUUACACAUCAAAGGGUGGAGACGGAGCAGAGGUUAACAGAUAUUCAGGAUGACAGAAUAAACUAAGUGUUCAACACUGAUAUGAAGUGAAGUGGAUAAUCUCACUGCAUCAAAGAAGAAGAUAACUUGCUAUUCAUAAGAUCCCGUGACUUGGUUGUUUAUACCAUGUAUGAUCAAGCAUAUUCAAAACCUCUGAAUCAUGGUCUGAUGAGCACUUAGCACCAUCACUGGCUCACUGCCACUUAGCAGCAUUCAUAUAUGAAGUGUACAAUCAAGGGGAUACACAAGAUAGAAGAGGUUGAUAGCAAGAGAAAAAUAGGCACACAGAUUAUUACAUAGGCAAGUAAGUGCAAGAACCUCGCCAUAAUAUGAUACUUCACACUACAGGAAGC